Molecule: messenger RNA, 475 nt
Organism: Mustela lutreola (European mink)
Lineage: Eukaryota; Metazoa; Chordata; Mammalia; Carnivora; Mustelidae
Product: histone H2B type 1-C/E/F/G/I
Exons: 1
Coding region: 52-432 (126 amino acids)
Cellular component (GO): nucleosome
Molecular function (GO): structural constituent of chromatin; protein heterodimerization activity; DNA binding
Source: RefSeq, a predicted model, not a curated record
GGCCGUGGGCGUGCAUCUUUCGUUUUGUGGAAGAGGUGAUAUACCAGCGCCAUGCCUGAACCCGCGAAGUCCGCUCCGGCCCCGAAGAAGGGCUCCAAGAAGGCGGUGACCAAGGCGCAGAAGAAGGACGGCAAGAAGCGCAAACGCAGCCGCAAGGAGAGCUACUCGGUGUACGUGUACAAGGUGCUGAAGCAGGUGCACCCCGACACCGGCAUCUCGUCCAAGGCCAUGGGCAUCAUGAACUCGUUCGUCAACGACAUCUUCGAGCGCAUCGCGGGCGAGGCGUCCCGCCUGGCGCACUACAACAAGCGCUCGACCAUCACGUCCAGGGAGAUCCAGACGGCCGUGCGCCUGCUGCUGCCCGGGGAGCUCGCCAAGCACGCCGUGUCCGAGGGCACCAAGGCCGUCACCAAGUACACCAGCUCCAAGUAAACUUGUUACCUUUGGCACCACUAACGUCAUCAGGCUCUUUUAA